CAGCAGCAGAAGCAGCCCGUGCGCCCGCCUCCUCCUCCUCCGUGCGUAAAAACAUCGGCAUAAGCGACGCAUUUCGGCACAUUUGGCACAUUUUGGCGCAGCUGCUCUGUCCUCUCCGCCCGUGCGCCCGCGUUCGGCUCGUUACGCACGGAUCAUGGUGCUGUCCGCGUCGCAGCAGGUCGCUCUGGCGUUCACCGCGGUGCUGUUCACGUUCGUGGUUCUGCCCAGGAUGUUCGGGGUCGGCGGAGGCGGCGGAGGAGGAACCGGGGCCAAAGAUGCGCGUCUGGACUCCCGCUACAGCAGAAAAGGUCCAGGCCCGGGGGCAGUGAGAGGGAAUCCGAUCCACAUGAACUCUCCCGGAGCUCAGUCUGCGGAAAACAUCCAGAACAUGAAGAAGCUGAUGGAGCAGGAACUGAAGACAGACAAGUACAAGAGCAACAGCAACAAAGGCUACGUGUUCACGCUGAUGCCGCUGUACGCCAUCGGGGUCGGAGUGUUCGCCGCGUACAAGUUUCUCAAGAUAAAAUCUGCGGACGACCAGGCCCAGAAGGAGAAACUGGCCAAAGGGGCGAAGAAGUCCGUGGAGGCAGAAAACCAGUUGAACGAGCUGGAGCAGAGGCUGGCCCAGACCGAGCGCAUGUUAAACUCCAUCCUCACUCAGCUGGACCCGCUCACCAACUGUGUGAAGUCUGUGGCUCAGGAUCAGAAGAACGAGAUCAUGAACCAGCUGCAGACCAUCAGGUACCUGAUGAAGAAGAGAGGGAUGGACUGUCCUCCGCUCAACGUACAAGACGGCGCUUGUGAACGAAACCUGGACAGUCUGAUCGAGUCGUUGGGCUCCAAAGAGACUCCGGCGCGAAAAACCCCCACAAUGAUGCAGCCGAUCUCCGAGGAAACCGUCACGGAGGAGCAGGACCUGUGCGAAAAACCGCCCAAAACCGCAGAACGAGAAGAGGAAGAGGAAGAGGAGGGAGAGCAGACGGCUGAGGAGGAGCAGGAAGCGGCGGAGCUCAAACAGGAAGAGGCGGGGCUAGACGAGGACGAAGAGGAGGAGGAGGAGGAGGAGGACAUGCCUUUGCUGGAGGACGGCCGGGAAGCGAGUGUGGAGGAGAUCGGAGCGGAGCCAGCGUCCGGUCUGAGGCGACGUAACAGACCAGAGUGAACUGUGGAAUAUAGAGUUAAAUUAUGAAUAUUUAUUACUUUUAAAUUGUCUUUAAAAUUCUAAUAUUUAUCUGAUUUCACUGAUUUCGCACAGAGAGAAGUUUGACUGAAAACAUGACACAUUUAGUGAAGGAGAAGUACGAGGUAUCGCGGUCAUUUUGGAUGUCAGGAUUAUUUGGUUAAAGGUGCUGUACCUGAUUUUUACCAGUGCACUAUGUAACUUUUCGAGUGGGGUCCGUCACCCGCUUGUUUCUAUGGAGAUGUCAUUGCUCUGCCUGGAAUGUUCCACAAUUCCCACAUUUACACGAGAGCUUUAAUUCUGAAUAAAAAUUAAUUCCGCUUUAAAAA
Boleophthalmus pectinirostris (great blue-spotted mudskipper) is the source of this 1509-nucleotide messenger RNA. It is a transcript of the gene ccdc107, whose product is annotated as coiled-coil domain containing 107. The record is from RefSeq and is a predicted model, not a curated record. The transcript is spliced from 6 exons. Gene Ontology annotation, biological process: synaptic transmission, cholinergic; protein localization to cell surface. Gene Ontology annotation, cellular component: neuronal cell body; intracellular membrane-bounded organelle; neuron projection. Lineage: Eukaryota; Metazoa; Chordata; Actinopteri; Gobiiformes; Gobiidae. Bases 155 to 1162 code for a protein of 335 amino acids.